UAUUGAUAUACACGUGUGCAUACUGUUGUAAAUAUGUUUUGUUUACAAAAACUAUGUGGCUCUCAGUUCGCUCAAGAGCUCACCACUGCUAUAAGGUCCUAAUUUCAAGGUAGUUAGAUUGGGCUGUUCAAGCAAUGGUUGAACAUUUGGUUUCCAAUGAAACUUCACUAACCAUGGGCUCGGUUUCCGAGUGCUUAUGGGACGGGGUGUACCGGUUUAUCGAGUUGGUUUUAUCACUAUUUUACAUAAUGGUUCCCCAGAGAUACACUUAUGACGACCCUUACCAGGUGCCCGACUAUGAAGUGACUGUUAUUCCAGCUAUCGCCUUUAUAUUCACGAUCGAAUUGGUCACCCGAUUCGUACAACGAAAACAAUUUCCAAGAUAUCCAGAUAUGAUAAUUAAUAUAUGGUCAGCCCUCAUAAAUACAUUAGCCCGCAUAUUUCUGUUGACAAUUAUAAUAAGUAUAUACACGUGGCUCUACACUAACUACCGUAUUGUGGACUUACCCCUGCAUUCCGUGUGGACAUGGAUCAUAUCAGUGCUAUUAGUGGAUUUUUUGUAUUACUGGGUUCACCGGUCCCUCCAUGAGUUCAACAUACUGUGGGCGGGUCACCAGUUUCACCACAGCCCUACCGACAUAAACGUAACCUCUGCGCUCCGAAACUCCAUUAUCGACAUGUUUGUACAUGAUACAACAUGGCUCUCAUUAUCCGUCGUAAUACCGCCUCCACUACUUGUGGUACACAUACAGUUCAAUCUACUCUAUCAGAUUUGGUUACACAACGAAAUUAUAGGAAACAUGGGUUUCAUUGAAUACAUAAUUAAUACCCCGCGUCAGCAUCGGGUACAUCACGGGAGGAACGCCUACUGUAUCGAUAAGAACUAUGGUUCACUUUUCAUGAUAUGGGACCGACUGUUUGGCACCCAUCAGGAGCCCAAAGAGACCCGCAAAAUAGUGUUCGGAGUCGUGCCGCCCACACCCAACUCCUUUGACAUGAUGACCCUUCAGUUUGGACAUUAUGGACAUGUUUGGCGCAAAUUUAAAACCGUUGACGGGUUGACCAAUAAGGUGUCAGCAAUUUUUAAAGGGCCGGGAUGGGCGCCGGGCAAACCAAGACUCGGCUUACUUAGCGACAUACCAGAGCCCGAUGCGACACUUCCCCGUUAUAGCUACGACCCGUACAUAGCCUUCUGGAAAAUGGUGUACACGGGAUUCCAUGGGGCGGUUGUGGCGAUCGGAUUUUACCGAUUUGUCGAUCAUCCAAAUAUAGUAGGCCUAACACUAUUAAAUGAUAUUUGA
Messenger RNA from Oppiella nova, 1301 nucleotides. The record is from the annotation of a GenBank genome assembly. NCBI's taxonomy places the organism in Eukaryota, Metazoa, Arthropoda, Arachnida, Sarcoptiformes, Oppiidae.